Echinostoma caproni is the source of this 1449-nucleotide messenger RNA. Lineage: Eukaryota; Metazoa; Platyhelminthes; Trematoda; Plagiorchiida; Echinostomatidae. The record is from the annotation of a GenBank genome assembly.
AUGGAUGAAUCUUUCGUAAAUGUUGACCCCAUGAUGCAACCCCGGUUUGAAGGUGCGGGUUUAAAUUCCAUUCAAUUCGGUGUGUUGGAACAAUCGACUUUGUUCGUACCGGAUAUUAAAAGCAUUACAGAGUAUGACAUUGGUGAUUCCCUGGUUCGUCUGCCACUGCUGUGUUCCGGCGGACGCCCUGAUGCAUUUGCCAUCGAUUUAACCUCGCUGAUCGAGUUUCAAAAAGGCAAACAAAAACGCAACGGCCGUCAGUCGUUCCGGAACAUUGCAUUUCUGGUCAUCUGGGAACAGUUGACUAAAUCGAUCACCUCAGACAAGGCCCGUCGAUACCUUGCGCGAUUGCAGAUCACAUCGGUACGAAAUAGUCAAUUUAUCCAGAGAACGCAACCGGCGUCCAGUGCGGUAGACGUGGCUGGUGAACAACUCAAUUUGCAAUCCCUGAUUCGCCAAGCCGUUGAAGCGGUUAAUCAGAUUCCGAAAUCCGAGAUUGAUUUCGUCUCGUGCAAACCGUUUGAAAACUAUGAACUGGAAUCCGAGCCCGAUGAAGGGGAUCUGGCAGAAAAUCCGCAGAACGCUGACACAAAGAGCGCAGGAUCAUCGGCCACGUACAGUGUGGUUCAGCGUGACUCCUCACACCCCGCACUGCCCAACUGUUCUGUGGGUGCACACUACAGCUUGAGUGAAUCAGCAGAGCUUUGCACGAAUCAACACCGGGCUUGUCUUCCUUGCGUGGAAUGCUUUGUCAGUCGCAAGUUGGAAUCACUCUGCUGUGGGAUCAGCGAGGACGAAGUGUGCUGGAAAUGUCCAGUGCCCCGGUGCAACGCACCCCUGUUACGGCUUGCCCAACUCCAGGCAGUCCCGCUUCAACAACUCGCAUCCGUGUGGAAAUGUGAUGACUACAUGUGUGUGAUCCGCGAGAAACGGAUUAAACACGGUGGAAAGCAGCCGGUGUUUUAUGCAAAUCCCAAGGCAAAUCCCAGUGUUGCCCUGAGUGUUUGGUCCGGUCCGAUGCGCACAUUUGCCAGUCGCAAGGUGGAGGUGUUUUUUGAGCCCGCUCCAGUUGCGAUACGCUGUUUGCCUCGAUUAUAUUUCAACGAUAAACGUCAUUGUGAGAUUCACUGGCCUGCUUCGUGUGAAGCAGCUCAGAAAUACUAUCGCAUGCGUGACCAGUUCGGUGAUUCCAAUUGCGUUUUCGAUUCAACUCCCGCGGCCUUAGAUAGAAUGCAACCGUACGGGUUACCACUGCCAGGUGGGGCACGCACACGGUCCUAUUGUAAUGCUCUCCGAGUUGCUUGGCGUCGAAAUGUGUUAUGGCGGCGUCACUUUAAGCAGAACAGGGUCUGGACAGAGUUCGAAUAUGGGGACAUUUUGCCUGCCGCGAAAUACUCACAACCUGAUAUAGCUCAAUUACUAUCCGUAAAUUUGGAAAUCAAUAAAUAA